AUGGCUCCUCAUCGUGUUUUGAUGCUUGGCUCUGGUUUCGUUACGAGGCCCACUUUGGAUAUUUUAAGUGACGCGGGCAUUCAUGUCACCGUUGCCUGCAGAACUCUCAACAAUGCAAAGAAGCUCUCCGAGGGCGUCAAGCUCGCAAAGCCAAUCUCCCUCGAUGUCACCGACGACAAAGCCCUCGACGCUGCGGUAGCACAGCAUGAUCUUGUUAUCAGCUUAAUCCCAUACACCUUUCACGUUACCGUCAUCAAGUCCGCGAUUCGAAACAAGAAGAAUGUUGUCACCACAAGUUAUAUUUCCCCAGCCAUGCUCGAGCUUGAACAGCAGGUGAAGGACGCGGGGAUCACCGUUAUGAACGAGAUUGGUCUUGAUCCUGGAAUCGACCAUUUGUAUGCAAUUUCUGUCAUAGAGAGGGUACACAAGGCCGGAGGAAAGAUCAUUUCAUUCUUGUCAUACUGCGGAGGUCUCCCAGCUCCAGAAGACUCCGGAAAUCCAUUGGGCUACAAGUUCUCUUGGUCAUCCCGCGGGGUCUUGCUCGCUCUCAGAAAUGCUGCAAGCUUUUACCAAGGAGGAAAGAUUGUCAACGUUGCCGGCCCAGACCUGAUGGCCACCGCCAAGGAGUACCACAUCUACCCGGGCUUCGCUUUCGUCGCAUACCCCAACCGUGAUUCAACCCCAUACAAGGGACGCUAUAACAUUCCAGAAGCGGAAACCAUUAUCCGUGGUACUCUGAGAUAUCAAGGAUUCCCCGAAUUUGUCAAGGUUCUAGUCGAUAUUGGCUUCCUCAGUGAUGAGGAGCAGAAGUUUUUAAAGGAGCCGAUCACCUGGAAGGAGGCCACCCAGAAGAUUCUUGGUGCUUCUUCAUCCAGUGAGAAGGAUCUGUUAUGGGCAAUCUCCUCCAAAACGACUUUCAAGAACACUGAUGAGAAGAACCGAUUGAUGGCAGGUCUCAAGUGGCUUGGCAUUUUCUCGGAUUCAAAUAUCCACCCCAACGGAAACCCCUUGGAUACUCUCUGCGCCACUCUAGAAGAAAAGAUGCAAUUCGAGGAGGGUGAGCGUGACUUAGUAAUGCUUCAACAUAAGUUCGAGAUCGAGAACAAGGAUGGUAGCAAGGAGACGAGAACUUCUACUCUCUGCGAGUACGGUGCUCCAACUGGGGCUGGAGGUUACUCAGCAAUGGCGAAAUUAGUCGGCGUACCAUCCGCCAAACAGGUACUUAAUGGCACGAUCUCCGACACAGGUAUUCUCGCGCCAAUGAACUCCAAGAUCAACGAUCCAUUGAUAAAGGAGUUGAAGGAGAAGUACGGGUUCGUUUUCCUUUAUCCCAAUCUCUUCGAAGUUCAUGCGGUAACAGAGCUUUCAGUAUCGAAUAGGAUAAAGACCAAACCAAGAGCGAUCCAUAAAAUGAUGCCAGUUUUGCUUGCGUAUGUUCUCGUCUCGAUCGAAGGUGACUGUCUUGAAGAUACUUCUGAAAUUGUUGCUUUAAUCGUGAAGUUCGCGGGCAUCUUUGUUGCUGCUUGGUCACCUGCCACGACUUUCCCUCUCAAUCCACAAACAUAA
Rhinocladiella mackenziei CBS 650.93 is the source of this 1566-nucleotide messenger RNA. Its product is annotated as saccharopine dehydrogenase [NADP(+), L-glutamate-forming]. Bases 1 to 1566 code for a protein of 521 amino acids. Gene Ontology annotation, molecular function: saccharopine dehydrogenase activity. NCBI's taxonomy places the organism in Eukaryota, Fungi, Ascomycota, Eurotiomycetes, Chaetothyriales, Herpotrichiellaceae. The transcript is spliced from 14 exons. The record is from RefSeq and is a predicted model, not a curated record. Gene Ontology annotation, cellular component: cytoplasm.